This is a messenger RNA of Sarcophilus harrisii (Tasmanian devil), 6240 nucleotides long. It is a transcript of the gene MATCAP1, whose product is annotated as KIAA0895 like. The record is from RefSeq and is a predicted model, not a curated record. NCBI's taxonomy places the organism in Eukaryota, Metazoa, Chordata, Mammalia, Dasyuromorphia, Dasyuridae. The transcript is spliced from 7 exons. The coding region runs from base 1653 to 3080 and encodes 475 amino acids.
UAAAUGGAGUAAUUAGGUAAAAUUGUGAUUUCUUUUAUUAUGUGUAUAACUUUUAAGAUGGAACACUAUGAAGGUGAGCUGGAGGGCUUCUUUGUUGGAAAAGCACUGAUUGCCAAGAUUUUGUGCGUGUGUGUGUGCGCGCGCGCGUGUGUGUACGUACACCAAUGAGAUCUCAGUCUCUGUCUCUAUUUCUUGAUCGAUCUAUGUCUAUCACUAAUUUUGAAGUUAUAGGAUCAGGGUUUGAAGCCUUGUGGACCCUUGGCCAGAUUUCACUAAUUUUGAAGUUAUAGGAUCAGGGUUUGAAGCCUUGUGGACCCUCUGGCCAAAUGGCCAGAAACAUUUGUUUCUUCAAAGAUCCAGUGAAAUAAACAGAGAUAGAGUCAGAAAAGAUACAAUAUAAACCAAGAAAGUGCAGUGUCAGAAAAACUGACAGAGAGAAGAUGCAUUUAGUACAAGAUAUCCUGUGGUAAGAUUCUGGGGAUGCCACCUGAGCCUCUGACUCCUGGGAUUGGUUAAAACACAUCCUUCUGCUCUUCCAACUCUAGUCUAUAAAAUAGGAGAUUUGGAUUAGGUGAUUUUUUUUUUAGGGCACUAUAUCAGUGGGCUGGUCUAGCUCUAAAGCCUAUGAUUCCGAAAAUAAGUGCAGAGCUGAAGUGUUGAAUUGGAGUCUUCUGUUUAAAUAGUAAAAGAGCAAUAGUUCAGAGCUAGGGGAAUGGAUGAGUUCUGUAGAAGACAUGUGGAGAACAUUUUGGGAAGAAGAAAAAGGGAGAUUUUUCCUCCCUAUUUUUCAUUGGGAAAUGGCAACAAGAUAACGCCAAUAAAACAUUUGUUUCUUCAAAGAUCCAGUGAAAUAAACAGAGAUAGAGUCAGAAAAGAUACAAUGUAAACCAAGAAAGUGCAGUGUCAGAAAAACCGACAGAGAGAAGAUGCAUUUAGUACAAGAUAUCCUGUGGUAAGAUUCUGGGGAUGCCACCUGAGCCUCUGACUCCUGGGAUUGGUUAAAACACAUCCUUCUGCUCUUCCAGCUCUAGCCCUAUUUCCUCAUUUGAUGAAAUCUUGGCUUCUUUAAGCUCCUGAGAGGAGCUAAACUAUUGGGUUCUGGAUUGGAGGCCUCUCAUUCCCAGCAGCAGCCAAUUUUCCUGAGUCAGCAUGAUAGGAACCAGAAUUCUGUCAUAAAACCUUUUUGUUCAUAGAAUUACUGUCAGGAAGCUGUGUUUCUUGAUAUCUAAAUCCAAACUGGGCAUCAGUAAGAAUAAGGAGUGACAUGGUUUAGGGAAUCCCUCUUUAACAAUUCCAUUCAAUUCAAAAAACAUUUGUUACCAUUACUGUGUACUAUACAAGAACUAGGUGCUAUAGAACGUAUAGAUCACAGAAUUUUGGUCUGGAUGGGACCUUAAGGAUCAUCUACUCCAUCUUUCUCAUUUUGCAAAGGACAGAACUGAACCUCAGAGAGGCAGAAAGGAAAGGAAGUUGCUGGAUGAAUCUUGGUUUUAAAAUCAGCUUUAUGCCAGUUUCCAAUCUCAACUGGACUAUUGGACCUUCAUGGGACAGAACUGAACUUCAAAGAGGCAGGAAGGAAAGGAAAUUUCCAGGCCAGGAUUGAGGGCAGUGGGGAAUCACACACCCAGAUGUGACCCUUCUCAGAGGGCAGGAUGGUGCUGGACUCGGGGACCCAGGCCUAUGAGCAGGCACCCCCUUCCCUUUCUGUCAGCCCCCCCACUGUUUCUGGUGUGAGAAAGAUCUCAAACCAGAAUGGGCCACAGCUGUACCCCUCUCUCCAGCCAUCAAUGUCAGCCCCCAGCUCCCGGAAACCCUCCCCAGUCGUCCCAGUACAUCCUAGAACCUCUGUGUCCCAACCAUCAGGCUUGGCUUCUUCCCGUCCCAAGGUCUCAAGUCCGAAGUCUGAAAUAAGGCGACUGUCCUCAGCCUCACUGGGUCGCGGUCGGAUUCGGCGCAGUGAGAGCUCCUGCUCGAUCCGAGGGUCCAGUGGAAAGGGGCGGCUCCGGCCUGCCUCCUCUCUGCCCCACAUUGCCAAAAGCAAGGUGGAGGAAAGCCGGGCAGCUGGCAAGAGCCCCUGCCUACUGGUGGCCUUAAGACCCAACAACUUGGAGCAAGAGCGAGACCGGUUCUUUCAAUCAAGGUAUACCUACAACCCGCAGUUUGAGUACGAGGAGCCAGUUCCUGCUGCUGUGCUGGAAAAGUACAAUGAGGCCUCGGACAAGUUCAUCCCCCAGGCGGUGAGAAUCAUUGAAGCGGUCUUGGAGAAGUAUGGCUCCUACGAGCAAUUCGAGGCCAUCACGGGAGGCCAGCUGCUGACUAAGUGCCAGAUCUGGUCCAUUGUGCGCAAGUACAUGCAGAAGGAAGGCUGCUCUGGAGAGGUGGUGGUACAGCUGAGUGAGGACCUGCUGUCCCAAGCCGUGAUGAUGGUGGAGAACAGCCGGCCCACCCUGGCCAUCAACCUGACUGGGGCCCGCCAGUACUGGCUGGAGGGGAUGUUGCGGCAUGAGAUAGGCACCCAUUACCUUCGCUUUGUCAACAACACUCAGCAGCCCUGGAACACCUCCGACGGCCGGCGGCAGUACGGGCUCCGGCCUGCCAACCCCACCGAGGAGGGGCUGGCCAGCCUGCACAGUGUGCUUUUCCGGAAACAGCCCUUCCUGUGGCGGGCAGCCCUGCUGUACUACACCAUCCAGCGGGCAGCCCUCAUGUCCUUCCGCCAGCUCUUCCAGGACCUCGCCCAGUACGUGCAGGACACCUCGGUGCGCUGGGAGUACUGCGUGCGGGCCAAGCGGGGCCAGACGGACACGUCCAAGCCUGGAUGCUUCAGUAAGGACCAGGUGUACUUAGACGGGAUCCUACGCAUUCUGCGGCAUCGGCAGAAGAUUGAUUUCCAUAUGCUGACUGCUUUGGGCAAGGUCUCCUACGAAGAUGUAAAUCAGCUUCGGCCCCAUGGAAAGCUGGAAAAGACACGUAUUCCUCACUUCAUGCAGGAUUUGACUCGCUACCACCAGCAGCUGGAGCACAUCAUCACCACCAACCGCUUGGACGACGCCCAGCUGGAUAUCCUGUUGCCAGACUGAAGGGCUGAGGGUCGGGGUUCAGGGGUUGUUGGGGGGGCUGGUCAGCUGGCUGGCCAGGGAUCAGGGGGGGAAAGAUCCCGAGUCAGCUCCAUCGGCAGUGAGCAGCAGCAUGGUCAACAUUUCCAUGCUCUGUAUAUUGGGGAGUUUGGGGAAUGGGCUGCUUAAUAUAUAUUCUACAGCCCCCUCUGGUAGGGGACUGUGAAAUCUGUCUUUAAAUCCAGAACAGAGGGGAAUUCCUCUUAGAAGGCCAGAAAAUAGAUACUAAGGCUGCCCUGUCCACAUAGAAUGAAGAGAUCCCAGCAGGGAUGAAAAGGGGGAACUAGACUUGGUUUGGCUUGGUGGGGAGGAGGAAGGGAGCUGACUCUGUGAGCGCACCAGCCCUGUGGGGAGAGAGAAUGAGUGGCGGUGGGCAGGGAGGGGCUGUCUCCUUGUGCAUGAGAUUCUGGAGCUCACAGCUAGCCCCUCAUCUUCAAUCCUGUGCUUCUCCCUCCCUCUGCUGGCAAGGACUCACGCCCCCAAAACAAUAAUUCUAGCCUCUUGGUGCUCUUAGACCCUUUGAUGUCUACCUCUUGCUGGGCUUUCAUGGAGGACAGAACAUCCGUGUACCCCUUCCCCAGCCAAGGCCCUGGCGUUGCUGCUCUCCUCCUGGGUGGCUCUCCUCUCCCACCCUCAGACAUCUGACCUUUCACACGCGUGUCCAUCCAACUCCACAUUUCCUCUUCCUCCCAGUGCCCAGCACUUCAACUUCCCCAACCCCCUGCCCAAUACUCAGUGAAACAAUUGAAAGGGACCGAGAGGAAUGGAGUGGAGGGGGAUGGCAUGCUGCCCCACGGGCCCCAGCAAUUCAAGCAUUACUAAGCAUCCACUGUGGGCAGGGUCCUCUGUCCAUCCCUGAAAGUAGAAAGUGAGAAACAAGACCCCCUGUCCUUAGAGAGCUUGAAGCCUAAUAAGGGAGGUAUAGGAUGCAGAUAAUUCUAAUACAGGCUAAAAGGGAGGGGCACAGGAUGGCUCCAGCAAAGGCCCAGAGGACAUUUGAGGAAGCCAGUGGUGGGAAUGUGGUGUCAGUCUGCCUAUGGGGAGAGGUGUAGUUGGAGGGGGUGGGGACACGUCCUGAUCUUUGUUCCUUUCCCCCCUUUUCCUGCUGCUGCCUCGGGCUUAAGUGGCAGCUGCCUAGGAGAGCAGUGGUGGUCCCCUUCCCCUAGCACACAGCCCAUUUUAGGCAAGAGCUGGGUGAGUCCAGAGAGAAUAUUUUAGGCCAAUGUCCUGAGUGCUGUGGAGAGACUGGGCUCUGUACUUGAACCUGGUCUGAGGAGAAGAUGGCUCCUCUCCCUAGGGAGCUCCCCAUCUCCUGAGGCCCCAAGCCUUGUCUUGUCUGUUCCUGGAUUUUAAGCAAGGCAUUUCUCCAGGUCUCUGGUAGCACAUUUGUAAGCUAAAGAAAAUUUGUGGGAACAGUUAGGUGACUUCUGAACGAUUUGGAUACUGAAUCCAAGAAGGAAUUAAUGGAUCAAUGCCAAUUUGAAGGGCAUGUCCUUGGGCCACAGCAGGUCUUGGUCUUGGGCCCUGUUCUGAUGUUUUUUAAUCACUGAUGUCAAUGAAGGCACCAAAUUUCUGGGUAAUGGAAAGGAAAGAGAGGGAACUAAUAAAUGGGUGACAGAAUUAGGAUAUAGAGAGUCCCAGACAAUCUGGGGCUGGUGAUGAAAUUUGUUAGGGAUUCAUUUCUGAGACCUUCCCAGCCUGAUGGUGGCAGGGGAUGAACAGAAAGUCUUUGGUGAGUUGUGCGUCGACGGCAUAGGAUGGCUGUGAGGAUGCACUGGGCCUUGGCUGCUUGUGCAGUUGCAUCGAGAAGAAGGCUCAAGGGCAGGGUCCUGGGGAGAAGUCGAUGCCAUUGCUCCUUCGCCCUGUUACUGACCACCUCUGGUGCUGGCUCUUUCCUCUCCCAGGGGCGCGAGCCAGGCUUCGGAGGCCUGACUGUGGCUUUGGAGGGUGGAGGUGACCCACCAUCUCUCAGUGUUUUGGGACACGUGCAUAUGUAAUCCACCCACAGUAUUAACUCACACAAGUGCAGUAUUUAUAGAGUUUUUAGAGAUGAAUGUCCUUUUAGAAAUGGACAGGAAUGAAAACAGUUGUUUUACAGAUUAGCAUGGGGCAGUGGGUAAAGUGAUGUCCCAGGUCACUGGGUCAGAGGCAGGACUAGAAUCCUUCGGCCCUCACCAAAGCAAACAGUGCAUGCUGCCUUUUUUCAUGACUUGUUUUCCAGUUCAGAGAUUGGUAUUUGUGUUGAUCCAAUUUCCUCUGAACACAAACCUUGGAAGAUGGGCAGGAGACCAAUAAGUGUAUUUUGCCUUCGACCCCAUCUCCAAGAUCCCAAGCUAUCUUCAGCCUAGCCUGGCCUGGCCACUAAUUUCAGCAGGGCCUCUCCUGGUCACUGCUGGGGGAUUCUUGGCCCUGUGGAAAUAAGCCUUGAGCCGAUUACAUUGCCUUCCGGACCUCAGCAGGAAAUGUUUUUGUUUGAUCAUUUCCACUCCCACCCCCCAUCCCAGGAACCUAAAACAAUGCUCCGAAGGUCCAGGAGCUUAGGUCACUACUGGUAUCUUAACUCCAUUGGGAAGAGGCCCUGACCUGUGGCUGUGGUAGGGUCAGCCUUGUUCCAGAACUGCUAGGCUCAGGGGCUUGGAGUUGGGAGCCUUUAUUGUAAAUCCUCAGAGAGUGUUCCCAGCACUUUUCAGCUUCCUUUUUCUCAUCUACAGAAUCAGGGGGUUGGACUAGAUCCCUAAAGUCCCUUCUACCUCAUCCAAUGAUUCUCAUUAGCAAGGAGGGAAGGGACUGUGGAUCAGGCUCAAGAGGAAGUUUUCCUGAAGGCUCAUCUUUCUGGCCCCUUGGAUGCCUGCUCCCCCCUGUGCCCAGACAGCUGCCCCAUUGACGCCUUUGCCUAGAGACUCCUAUUGUUUACUACCAGCCCAGCUAAGGAAUGGAGGCUCAGGUGCUGUCAUGAGAUUUCACUUUAGCUGAACAUUUAGCGCCUUCGAUACAGGUCAGGGUUGGAGGGGUCACCUCAACUCGUUGUAUAUUGUCUGGAACUGGAUAUGAUUUUUUUUCUUCACUCCCAGAAAAGGAGGGGCAAGAAGAGCUUUGGAAUAAAAUUAUUUUUAUCUUACUUCCA